Messenger RNA from Gigantopelta aegis, 4823 nucleotides. Its product is annotated as armadillo repeat-containing protein 3-like. Gene Ontology annotation, molecular function: protein binding. NCBI's taxonomy places the organism in Eukaryota, Metazoa, Mollusca, Gastropoda, Neomphalida, Peltospiridae. The record is from RefSeq and is a predicted model, not a curated record. Bases 87 to 2825 code for a protein of 912 amino acids. The transcript is spliced from 23 exons.
AUUAAAACGUCAUAUAGCAACAGAACAUCAACUGUAUUUGUGCUUCCAGUUGUAUGUGCAUUUGUUGAGUUUUAUUUCGAGUGACAAUGGGGAAGAAAAUAAAGGAAGAUAAAAAGGCACCUCCAGAUGAUGUGUUUGAUCCAUUACUGGUGGAGAGCAGACAGGCUGCCACUGUUGUUCUUAUGCUCCACAGUCCAGAGGAGGAUGUGCAGGCCAAGGCUUGUGAGGCAAUAUACAAGUUUGUAGAUAAAAGUGAUGUUAACAAGAAGGUACUCUUGGACCUAGAUGCUGUGGACCCACUGUUAAAACUGAUGUCAUGUGAAGACCGUAUUGUCCGGCGCAACUCUUGCAUGUGUCUAGGAAUAAUGUGUGCUAGUCCUGAUGUAAGAAAACUUUUGAGAAAACGUGAGGAAUCCAUACCAACAUUUGUGAACCUACUUCAACCAGAGGAAGAGACAGUAGUGCAUGAGUUCUCUGCCCUUGCCCUUUCUUACUUUGCCAAAGAAUUCACCAGCAAGGUAGCCAUCUUUGAACAUGGAGGAGUUGAGGCUCUUGUGCGUUGUCUUUCGUCAACUGAUCCAGACGUUCAGAAAAAUUCCAUCGAGGCCCUUGCACAAAUGCUUCUGGAAUACCAGACGCGGGGUGCUAUCCGAGAGUGUGAAGGACUUGGACCUAUGCUACAGUUGCUAGCAUCAGAGUACUCCAUCAUACAGAAACUGGCACUGCUUGCACUUGACAGGGCCUCACAGGACGGUGAAAAUCGAGCUCGUCUCCGUGAGCUGGAAACCGUGACACGGUUACUAGAGAUCUUGGCACGUCCAGAGUUGAAUGACCUUCACGUGAUGGUUGUCAUGGUGCUUUCCAAUUUGCUAGAAGACAUUGAAAGUCUUGAUCAAAUGAAAGAGUCAGGUGGCUUGAAGAAGUUGGUUGCACUUAUCACAGAUCAGACACCCCCAGAAGAGGAGACCAAGAAGUCAGACAAGAAGGGAGGUUCCAGGGCGGGCAAGAAGAGUGCAAAGGGAUCUGCCAAGAAACACGAGGAGAAAGAGGAGGUGCCUCAGGGUGAGCAGGUGAUACCCACACUGCCAGACGUCAAGAAGUUUGCAGCCAAGGCCAUUGGCAGGUCGGGACGCAAUGUUGAAAACCGGAAAAUCCUCCAUGAGCAGGAGUGUGAGAAGAUGUUGAUUAUCUUGCUUUCCCACGAGGCAGAGGAAGUUCAGUGUGCGGCGGCGGAGGCGAUCGCCAUCAUGUGUGAGAACCUGGCCAGUCGUGACUCCAUCAGAGAGUGGGAUGGGUUCGCUCCCUUGAUAAAGAUGCUAAACUCUGAAAACGAAGAUUUGAAAGAAGCUGCAACACUCGCUCUUGCAAAUCUUACUUGUUCCAAUUCCACAAACUGCCAAGAAGUGAUGAACCUGAAUGGUGUAGAACCCCUGAUCAACAUACUGUCAGGCCAGAGGGAGGAAGCUGUGGGCAAUGCAGCAUCUGCUCUCACCAACAUGGCCCCGGAUGAAGUGAUUCGCACUGAGGCGCUUGCCAAGGGGAUUGUAACGGCCCUCAUUGACCCUCUCAAAUCAGGGAAUACAUUUGUCCAGAGCAAAGCAGCCCUAGCGGUUUCUGCUUUUGUAUGUGAUUCCAAUUCAAGAACAGAGUUUCGUCUUGGAGGUGGAGCGGAGCCUCUGGUUACAUUGUUACAUUCUGGCAAAGAUGAGAUCCGGAGAAACGCAGCCUGGGCCAUCAAUAUGUGUGCUGUCGACCCAGCGACUGCCACAGAGAUGACAAAACUAGGUGCGUUGGAGAUUCUGAUGGAGAUCCAGCUCUCUAGCACACGACGGAGUCCGUUCACCGACGCAGCCCUCAACAAACUGCUCGACAGCAACCUCGCCGCCAAAUAUGCCAUGGGUGGACAUCUUGAUGUGGGGAACCUGAUAGAGGACGGAUUCAUCGACGCAGGUCAGCUGAGGCCUGGCCAGAUGUUCCGGUCUCUCGAAGACUACCUCGAGGAGGAGAUGAACGACAAGAGGGCGGUCCUACUCGUCAACGCAAAACCAGAGAGAGUAGAACAAGAAACCCCUUCAACUCUGGCAGAACCUUCACCCACUAAACCCGAUUCACGUGGUGUCGUGACGAAAUCUAUCUUAAAGAAAAAGCAGGCCCCUCAGCCCAGACAAGAGGAGGGCGAUGGUACAAAGGCUGAAGGCUCAAAGGCUGCUGCUGCUGGGAAGUCUCGAGCAGCCAGAGAUUCUAAACAGAAGACGAAGGCACAGAAGGAGAAGGAGGAGAAACAGCGUGAGGAGGAGCUGCAGGCCCAGCUGGCGAAGGAGGCCGAGGCAGCCGACGACAAGUUCAAGCCAUUCUCGGACCUCGGCGACCCCACGCUGUGCAGCUUCAUCGACGACAUCACCGAGAAGAUCCUCCCACUGCCCACCACCAUGGAGCAGAUUGUUGCCCUCGCAGAGUUUGUUUCGGAGAAGAUGGGAGGCAGCAUUGAGAAGGGCCAGGUGGCAAACUUCAGCUGGGAGCUCCCUCUCAGUCAGAUCAAGUUUGAGCUCAAAUCAAACGUCAUCCCCAUCGGCAAAAUCAGGACAGGAAUAUAUAUACACAGGGCACUCCUGUUCAAGACUCUGGCUGACCGUAUUGCUAUCGGGUGUACUCUGACACGGGGAGAGUACAAUCACGCAUGGAACCAAAUGAUGAUUGCGGACGAGGACAGCUCGCCUGAAUUGCCAAAAUUUCCACCCAAGACAUACAUUGUUGAUCUGAUGCAUGAACCUGGGCGGCUUCUUCCCGUGGAUGCUCCCGAAGCUAUAACCUACACACACAUAUAACUGCAGUCGUUGUGUCACUGUCUGUGUGCCAGUUUUCUUGUUCUCAUCUAGUUUCAGACAGAUUGAAAGAAACGGAUCAUGAUAAUACACUUACUAAAUGAACAUCAGUACUGAAAGCAAGUGAGAAAGAUGAUUAAGUAGAAACGUUUGUGAGAAAACAAAUCAUGAAAUCGUACAGUAUUAUAUUUGUAUUAUUUGAGCCAGCAUGUUUUCUUGGAGCAUAAGCUGUAUGCUUGGCCAGUGUCUGGAUACAGGUCAUACAUAAUGGAAGAAAACUAGAUUUGUCCUAAUUGCCAAAUAUUGUACUGUAAAAUUGAAAAUAAUUUCAGGAAGUGAAUUUCAAAGUGUUUCUUUGAAACAAUCCGAGCAUUUCCACUUGCAUUUAGCUGUUCCUUUCACAGUAGUUAUUCUAGUUUCUAGUGAUCACAAACACUACAGCAGAUAAUUUUGCUAAUAUGUGGAAAUGUUUGUGUUGAAAAGAUGCGUUGUGAAAAGAUAUCAUUACCGACCAUUCACAUUCUGAUACUAAUCAUAGAUUCAACCCCUGCAGUUCAGAAAAUGUCCACAGCAAUCUUUACAGCAUUGCUGUUUGCCAUUGGCAAUUGCAGGGGUUGUGGAUUUGAACUCUGCAUGAGAUACUAAGUUAGGUAUCACUAUCUGGUGUUAAUUAAAUUGACUUGAUAUUGAAAUAAGCUCCUGGUGAUAAGACUAUAAGAUUAUUUCUUAAAUCUUGCUCAGUUCUUGAAUUGACUUGUGAUAUAGAAUGUGUUAUGUUGCAUGCUUGUACUUUCACAUUAAAAUAUAAGGUCUGUAAAAUAAUUUGCAGUCAUUGAAAAGUGUCAAAUGACAACAACAGGUUUUUGUUUACUUAGCUACGAAGUCAAGGAAUAAUAAGUGGUUCGCUGACACAGAUCUGGGCAUGAACUACAACUAUAACAACUAUAUAUUGUGUAAAAUACCAGCAGUCGGUGGCUGAAUAUUUUACCCAUUAAAAAUGAGUGAAAUGUCGGACGCAGAGCUCUGUUUACAUGCUCAUAUACCCAAUGGUUUCAGGCACGUCCGUCACAGUUCCGAUUUCUGGCCUGGCCAGUGAGCUGACCUGGGACGGAGAGCAAAAUGGGAUACAGUGCAAAUGAAAAAAAUCCUUAAAGGGACAAUUUUAAGUUUGUUUGCAUUAAAAUAACCACUAAAUUACCAGUAAUUAUCUCAUAUGUAAUACAUCGGGGUAAAUAUAAACUUUACAAUGUUUUGAAAUGUAAAGCAUUACAUCAAUAAAACGUUUGGGAUUCUCUUUGACCUAAUUAUUUUAAUUUUUGUUUGGCAGUUGGUAGAAGAAAUAAACUGAUACACAUGAAAUUAUUGUAGGUAAAAAAAUUUGAUAUUGAGUUACUACAAACAUCAUAGAAUGACGAGACAGGACUUGAGUAGGCUAUAGAGAUUAUAUUCUGUAAACCAGGGAAAAUCACAUUAUUUUCCAGGUUAGACUGUGUUUACGGCUACAUCUUGAUUUUAGCAAAAUUUACACCUAAGAUGAGUAUUCAUUAAAAACAAAACCCGUCGGAAUAUUAAUCCGGUUUACAGUAUUCAUAUUCUAAACAAGAAAAUGGAAGUAUAGCAAGAUUGUAAUCUUAAUAAUGGUCUAUAUUUUUCUCAAACAUGUUACCAUGGCUUCAAUUUCAGGAUUGUUUCUUUAAUUCUUUUGAUACCCAGAAGUGUGUGAAUUAGCUUGGUACUGUUUGUUUGUUACUCUUUCAUCGUUGAGAGCAUACAAUGACAUGUUGUCUAUUAAUGCCGUUAUUUUCAGUUCACAUUAUUGAUGAUAGCCUUCCUGUGAUAUGAUUAUUGAAAGAUUUGAACAUGAAAAUAUAUAACUGUUAUGUAUUUUGCCAAAUUGUUCAUUUUAUUUGAUUUUUUGUAUUCGUGAUAUCUGUACAAAAGUGUAAAUAAAUAUUAUUUUAUAUUGUAACAUAAGAAAUUAAAAAAAAUAUCUACUAUUAA